This is a messenger RNA of Magallana angulata, 1743 nucleotides long. Its product is annotated as transmembrane prolyl 4-hydroxylase-like. NCBI's taxonomy places the organism in Eukaryota, Metazoa, Mollusca, Bivalvia, Ostreida, Ostreidae. The transcript is spliced from 10 exons. The coding region runs from base 224 to 1447 and encodes 407 amino acids. Gene Ontology annotation, cellular component: endoplasmic reticulum. Gene Ontology annotation, molecular function: procollagen-proline 4-dioxygenase activity; iron ion binding; L-ascorbic acid binding. Gene Ontology annotation, biological process: peptidyl-proline hydroxylation to 4-hydroxy-L-proline. The record is from RefSeq and is a predicted model, not a curated record.
AUCACAUACAUCAGCAUUGUAUGUCACAACGGCUUCGUUACAUGCAACGAUGUUUAGUACAGGAAUUUAUAAAAUGUAUUGUGUACAAUAGUGAAAUGCUUUAUGCGAUUAUUUUUACCGACUUUUUAAAUCGAAUCGGCUUAUAUAUAGUGAAGAAUUGAUUUUAGAGUGCCCUGUAGUGUUCGGUAGCUGUGCGGGAUUUCUAUCUCGUGCUAUCGACAGCAUGAGGACACGGGACAGGUGCUUGUUUACCUUACACAUCGCUGCCGUGUUGAUUUUCUCUGCGUACUCGUUAGACAUCUGUGUCACAGAUAAUUCCGGCGUACGCUGCGGUGAUGGGAAUCACGUACGCCUCACCCGAAUUCAGGGCAACGAGGUGGGGCAUGUUCAAAAAAUUGAUACCAACGACACCCAAGGAAGCGUUACAUUGACAACGCUCAACACAAAGCCACUUGUGAUUGAAGCAGAAAGCUUUCUAUCCCCAGAGGAAUGUGACUACUUCGUACAAAUGGCGAAAGAUGAGGGUCUGAAGGAGAGCGAGACUGUGCUCAAUCAACCGGAGAACCAGCGCUUCGUGCUCAGAGACCAUGACGGAAACAAGAAGCUGAGCGUGCGUGAGAUGAGACAUACCAUUCAGGGAAGCUUUGAUGUUUUCUUGGAGGAUGAAGAUAUAUUAAAAUUGUACAAAGAAACUGGGUGGGACAAAAACGGAGACGAGUUGAUAACGAAUGGUGAACUGAAGUCUUUUACCCCGAUGAUGUUACAAGCCGAGAUACAGAAAAUAGUGAAGGCCAACCCAGAGAAACAUUCCCGGAUGAGUAAACAGGUGUGGCUCUACCCAGACCGGUCCAAGGACAAGGUGUUUGCCGAGGUCCAAAAACGUGUUGCAAAAGUAGUUGGACUUCCAUUAGAGUUAAUCAAACUCAGUGACUUUCAGGUUGUGUCUUACGGCAUAAAGGGUCAUUAUAAUGCACACUGGGAUUCAGCGCGUGUGGAACCAAAAGUACCUUGCUGCACUAGAGAGCGCACCAAGCAAUGUCGGAUAUGUAGGUACAUGACCAUUUUAUUUUACCUGAAUGACGUAGAGGAGGGAGGCGAGACAGCAUUUCCGGUGGCAAAUAACAGCACUCUGGAUUACCAGACGAUGAUGGAGAAAGAUUUGGUAGACCUCUACCGGAAGUGUGAGGAAUCCCCGCUAAAGGUGUCCCCGGCAAAGGGGAAAGCCGUCAUCUGGUACAAUCAUUUUGUAGACGACGCCAAUGGUUGGCUAGGGCCGCUAGAUGAGUUUACGUUCCACGGAGGUUGUCCCGUCAAAAACGGGGUCAAGUGGAUAGCCAAUUUCUGGGUCAAAACAACGGACCAUAAAAUUAAAGACUUGAAGAAAAUGCAAAAGUUUUACAAAGCAUCAACAGAAAAACAGCCAAAGAUGUCGAAAGAGGAGCUAUAAAAAGGACAGCACCUACUGUUAUUUGCUCAAAAUCUCAUUCCUUUACUACAUACGUUUGUAUAAAUGGUUUAUUUCCUUAAUUUAUUUUUUCAUAAUGUUGUCAUGCUGUAAAUUAUAUAUUUACCGGGUGGCAGUUGAUACAUACUUUAAUUACUCCUUAUGUUGUACAUUUUGUAUUUACUGCCACCAGGCAAAUUUUUUCAAAAUUUACAACAUGACUAUUUCGUGCAUCAUCAAUUUGUAUUUUUCAUUAAUGGGGAAAAGGUGAACGAAACAUGCAAUAAACAGGAAUUUUU